UUAGUAGUAGUCCCCUCAACUCCCCCUCUCACUCUUUGCGCCACUUAAGUGUCGGCAACGCCCACAACGACACCGUUUUUUCCCCUCCUACUACCAGGGGUGGCGCGCCCACACAUUAUUCUUACAAACACAAUGCCGGACUACCGUAGCUUCGCCUCGUCGAAUCCGAGCUUCUUCUUUUUGUUUAGCAUUGUGUUGAAGCUCAUGGUGCCGUGUGCGGCGGAGAUACAACCUCAGCGCCAUGCCACCGACCUACAUUGGUAUCCGGGGACCGCCACGUGGUACGGUGAUCCCGAAGGUGACGGCAGCACCGGUGGAGCAUGUGGGUAUGGGACCAUGGUGGAUGUGAAGCCAUUGAGGGCGAGGGUGGGGGCAGUGGGUCCCCUAUUGUUCAUGAAUGGUGAAGGGUGCGGCGCGUGUUACAAGGUGAAGUGUGUUGACUCAUCUAUAUGCUCAAGGAGAGCUGUGACGGUUAUUAUCACCGACGAGUGCCCCGGCUGCCCCUCUGACCAAACACAUUUCGACCUCAGUGGUGCCGCCUUUGGCCGCCUUGCUAUCGCCGGCGAGAACGGCCAGAUCAGGGACCGUGGUCAAAUCCCCGUCAUUUACCGAAGAACACCAUGUAAAUACCCUGGAAGAAAAAUUGCCUUCCAUGUCAAUGAAGGUUCCACACCUUUUUGGUUAUCACUUCUUGUUGAGUUUGAAGAUGCAGAGGGAGAUUUAGCCUCCAUGCAUAUAAGAGAGGGAGGGUCAAGUGAGUGGCUGCAGAUGAAUCAUCUAUGGGGUGCAAAUUGGUGCAUUAUUGGGGGUCCUUUAAGAGGACCUUUCUCAGUGAAACUAAGCACUUCCUCCGGAAGAACCCUCUCUGCAAGAGAUGUUAUUCCUACCAAUUGGGUUCCAAAGGCCACUUACACUUCUCGCCUAAAUUUCUACGCCUAAGGUUCCUUCCCAAUCUUGGUAUCAUCACUUCUUUUUUUAACCUGGUUAUAAAACUUGGUCAACUCCCACAACCCAAAAAAAUAGUCUUCAUGGCCUUCUUACGUGGAUUUCCCUUUAUAUGUUGCCAGUGCUUUGCACAAUUUUACUACUACAAUAGUUUUUCACUUGUUUCCUUUUUUUUUCACCCUUUUCUUUUUUCUUUUCUUUUUUUUUUUAUAAGAAAAGUAGCCAUUUGGACUUUGGAGUGCAUAGGCAUAAGCGGCAUGUAUCCAAAGGAUCCUUUCUCCCUUUUCUUAUUUAUUAUUUUUUCUUUUUUUUUUUUCUCAGUUGUCUUGAUUGAUUUUGUAUACCUACCUUUCUGGUGUGUGUAAUUGUUGGUAGUAAAUGUCAUAUGUAGCCCUCUCCAAAAGAGGAGAGAGAGCGUGUAGUGUGAAUUGCGUGUUGUACUGUGUGUGUACUGGGUGGGCCUGUUGGGCUCUUUAAUGAAUAUUUAUUUUGUGUUCUUGAA
Molecule: messenger RNA, 1447 nt
Organism: Arachis duranensis
Lineage: Eukaryota; Viridiplantae; Streptophyta; Magnoliopsida; Fabales; Fabaceae
Product: expansin-B3
Exons: 4
Coding region: 133-939 (268 amino acids)
Biological process (GO): sexual reproduction
Cellular component (GO): plasmodesma; extracellular region
Source: RefSeq, a predicted model, not a curated record